UGCAAGCCUGCCUCCUCGAAGUCUGCCGCACGCAACGGCCAAAAUAUCAACCGGUAUAAGGCCCGUUGAAGCGUAUUUAACGUUUAUGCGUCCACGGGACCUAGCACUGUCAGAUCAGUAGCUCACAAUCCUUCUUGGGAUUCAUAUAAACAUACCAUAGGAUUCAACCCUUACACCAAACACAUUCCCGAGUCCUGCUACUGCUAGCUGCGACUCGUUGGCAGCGCAGCUCAUCUCAACUAAACUCGCUCUAAUAUUCUCUAAUAUCCUCUAAUAUUUUGAGGGAUCACUACCGGUUGGGAGCAAUGACAACCCCUCGAGUUUUCCUCGUUCGUCAUGGCGAGACCGAAUGGUCGUUGAGCGGCAAGCACACGGGCUUAACUGAUAUUCCAUUGACGGCCAAUGGAGAGAAGCGUGUGAAGGCAACUGGUCGAGCACUUGUAGGGGACGACCGAUUAAUUGUACCCAAACAAAUCGCGCAUAUAUAUGUGUCACCGCGAAAGCGAGCCCAGAGAACCUUUGAAUUACUCAAUCUCGGUAUUGCGGAUCCCCUGCCGUGGAAGAUUCACGGUGCAAAGCCCACUGACGCCAACCAUCCUUGCAAUGCGCGGGUCGAGGUUACAGAGGACAUCCGCGAGUGGGACUACGGCGACUACGAGGGAAUAACAAGUCCCGAGAUUCGUGAAAUUCGCGCCAAGCAGGGUUUCACCCAGAAAUGGGAUAUCUGGAGGGACGGGUGUAUCGGUGGAGAGAGCCCUGAAGACGUCACACAGCGCGUAGACCGUUUGAUCAAAGAGAUUCGGGAAAUGUGGCACACGCCCGUAAUCGGCAAACCCAAGUCAGAGGACCAAUGUGCUGGGGAUGUCCUAAUCGUAGCGCAUGGCCAUAUACUGCGUGCUUUCGCGAUGAGGUGGGUAGAAAAGGCUUUGCAGGAUGGCCCAGCAUUUUUACUAGAAGCUGGUGGUGUUGGAAUAUUGAGCUACGAACAUCACAACAUACACGAGCCCGCCAUACUAUUAGGUGGUGCCUUUGUAGUUAGCCCAUAGACAAACAGGGAGUAUAAAAGCGCCAUAAUCUACGAUAUAUACAAUAGAAUGUAAUGUCUGGGUCAAACAUUUCCCCUUAUUCUAAAAAUAUGCACACCUGUGUCAACGAAAUACUUAUCAUCUUCGAAAAGAUUAUACCCCGACAUAUCCAGAAGAUAGUAUCAAUGCUGCUUGAAUUUACACGCCAUUACACAAGUGUAUAUCUUGUGUCACGCGGCCAGAGAGCUGAGAAAUAUAGGCAUUAUGCAGAGGUAGUCCGAUGAAAGACUAUCGACUCGAAUUUUGCCUACACGAAAUCCCCCCACGACGACGACGGCCCGGCACAAUUACAAUACGUACCUGGCAAUUUUCUAUAGCAACAGGCGGAUCCAUAUAAUUCCACAAGCACCCAAAGACGACAUAUAUACCAUAGCAACGGGCCAUUUCUUCGGCCUGGGCC
Molecule: messenger RNA, 1485 nt
Organism: Daldinia decipiens
Lineage: Eukaryota; Fungi; Ascomycota; Sordariomycetes; Xylariales; Hypoxylaceae
Product: phosphoglycerate mutase-like protein
Exons: 4
Coding region: 306-1046 (246 amino acids)
Biological process (GO): ribose phosphate biosynthetic process
Molecular function (GO): sedoheptulose-bisphosphatase activity
Source: RefSeq, a predicted model, not a curated record